GGUUAUUUGCGGUGUUAUAGAAGCCGUCACGUUUGCAUUUGUACUUAGUGGAAGUGUUAUUGUUUUCAAAACGGAAUUCGCUCCAGAAAAACCUCCGGUAACAUUUACCGGCGCAGCAUAUCUUGGAACCGGCCUACUCGGAUCGAACUUUGUAAAAGCAUUUCUUAAAAAAGAUCAGACAGUUCAUGUAUGGAACAGAACUUAUUCUAAAGCAAAACUGCUGGAAGCUUCUGGUGCAAAGGCUUUCGAAAACAUUGUGGAGGCAGUUAAAGGUGCUGAACGUAUUCAUCUUACUUUGUCUGAUGACGCCGCGGUAGAUGCAACUCUUGAACUCGCCAGAACAGGUUUUAAACCUGGAGUGAUUAUUAUCGAUCACACAACCACUUCUACAAAAGGAGCCACAGAACGCACAACAUAUUGGAAACAACAAGGUUUCACAUAUUUGCACGCACCUGUAUUCAUGGGUCCGCCUAACGCUCUAGACUCAACGGGUUAUAUGCUGGUUUCAGGAGAUCAGGACAUCAUUAAGACAGUAGAACCUAUUCUCUCUGGCAUGACUGGCAAACUCAUUAAUUUCGGUCCCGAAAUAAACAGAGCCGCCGCCGCUAUCCAGUUGAUCAGUGCCGACAGUAUCUACCAGGCUCCAAAAGAGAUGAUUACACUUGCAGACAGCGUGGCUAUAAAAGGAUUUAACAUGGACUAUGACAUCUGGCGCCAGCGUCGCAAUUUUAUUAAAUCCUCUUUCUACCUGGCAAAUGCUGUCGGACCUGAUCCUGCAAUUGCAAGGAUAGUCGCCGGAUCUAUCGGUAUUGACACCCAUAACCAUAUUGACGUGCCUUUGAUUGCAGGAGAAUUACCCGGACCAAAAGUAGAUCUGUAUGGAGAAAUGAAAAAGUCCGGCUA
Messenger RNA from Ostertagia ostertagi, 903 nucleotides. Lineage: Eukaryota; Metazoa; Nematoda; Chromadorea; Rhabditida; Trichostrongylidae. The record is from the annotation of a GenBank genome assembly.